Mauremys reevesii (Reeves's turtle) is the source of this 6050-nucleotide messenger RNA. It is a transcript of the gene NOD1, whose product is annotated as nucleotide binding oligomerization domain containing 1. Gene Ontology annotation, biological process: regulation of apoptotic process. The transcript is spliced from 12 exons. Lineage: Eukaryota; Metazoa; Chordata; Testudines; Geoemydidae. Gene Ontology annotation, molecular function: protein binding. The coding region runs from base 526 to 3375 and encodes 949 amino acids. The record is from RefSeq and is a predicted model, not a curated record.
GGCCAAUGGCCAUUUGCAGAGUUGUGAAUGAAUGUCAUUUGGGUUUGGCAUAGGUGUCCCUCAAAGUAGGGUUGCCAACUCCCCAGGAUUCCUCUGGAGUCUCCAGGACUUAAAAAUAUUUAGUUAAAGAUUAUGUCAUGACGAAACCUCUAGGAAUACAUCCAAACAAUAGGUAUUUUUGAGGUAGCGUUGCCAAUUUUAACUGCCAAGAGGUGGUGUUUUAAAGGAAUAGUAAGGGCUUGACUUAAAACACCUGACUCCAGGAUUGAAAGCCCUCGGUUUAGGUUGCCAGCUGCCUGAUGACUGUGUGUGUUGUGAGUAGUGGGAGAAUUUUCUUUACCCCAGUCCAGUGGCCCACAAGUCUGGCCCGGUGCUGUGUGAGAGCCGGGUUUCCCACUGAUAGGUCCAAUAGUGUGAAGAACAAUCUUUGUUUCACCUGAAUUAAACUCCAUGCCGAUUCCGUGCUGCAAAUCUCCAGUCGCUCAAAGAUGAUGUUAGAAGGAGCAGCCUCUUCCUAUCUUAACAAUGGAAGGUCAGUCUUGUGCUAACACAGAGAUUAUCCAGCAAGUAGCCUCCGGAUCAAGUCCUCCACCCUUCCUUAACUUGCUGAAAAUACAUCGAGAACUUUUAGUCAGCAAAAUCCGAAACACCCAGUGUUUGAUUGACAACUUGAUUAAGAAUGAAUACUUCUCUACUGAAGAUGCAGAGAUUGCUGCACAGUUUCCUACUCAAGCCGACAAGGUUCGUAAAAUUCUGGAUCUGGUUCGAAGCAAAGGAGAAGAAGUUUCAGAAUAUUUCAUCUACAUCCUGCAAAAGGUCUCUGAUGCGUAUUACGAACUACAGCCUUGGUUGGAUGAAAUAGAAUUCCACCCUUCACAGAAUAUUCAAAAUAAACCUGUUGUAAAUACAGAUCCAGUCAGCAGGUACCGUCAGAAACUCAAAUAUGAAUUGGCAAGAGACACAAAGUUUGUUAUGUCGUAUGCUCAGAAGGAGGAAAUGCUGCUGGAGGAAACCUAUGCUGCUAGUCUUAUCGAGCUGGUCAGUUAUACCAAUGAGAGCCUAGGCAAGGUGAGCUGCCUAGAAGAGCUGUUUGAUGAUAGAAUUGGGUUAAUUAACGAAGAUGGAGAGACAAUCUACAUCUUUGGUGAUGCAGGUAUUGGAAAAUCCAUUUUGCUGCAAAAGAUGCAAAAUCUUUGGGCCAGAGGAGAAUUGGAUGUAGGUGCCAAAUUUUUCUUCCGGUUCAGGUGCAGGAUGUUUAGCUGUUUUAAAGAGAAUGAAGCCAUCUGUUUGAAGGAUCUCCUGUUCAAAUACAACUGUUACCCAGACCAGGACCCCGAUGAGGUAUUCAACCACAUCCUGCACUUCCCUCAUACAGCCCUCUUCACGUUUGAUGGUUUUGAUGAGAUCCAUUCCGACUUUGACCUGAGCAGCAUCCCCGAGAUCUGCUCACCCAGUGAACCUACCCACCCUCUUGCCCUGUUGGUGAAUCUUCUCAGUGGAAAGGUUCUUAAGGGAUCAAGGAAAGUUCUGACAGCAAGGACAGGAACUGAGAUCCAUCAAAACAUCAUUAGGAAGAAAGUACUGCUCCGAGGGUUUUCCAGCAAUAACCUGAAGGAAUACACUAAGAAAUUCUUCAGAGACGAGGAGUGUCGGGUAUUGAUGUCGAACCAGCUGGAAGCAAACCCCAGUCUCUGCAGUUUGUGUUCAGUGCCUUUGUUUUGUUGGAUUAUCUUUAAAUGCUUUGAACUCUUCCAUUCCAUGUUUGACAGUCAGGAGCUUCCAAACUACUCAGUUACACUCUCCGAUGUUUUUUUGCUCAUGACUGAAGUUCACUUGAACCGAACUCUGAAAACAAAUUUGAUGAAGAAGAACACCAGGAGCCAAGUGGAGACAUUCAGGUCAAAAAAGGAAACUCUGUUCUCUUUGGGUAAAAUAGCACACAUGGGGAUGGAGAAGUCUCUCUUUAUCUUUGACCAGGAGGAAGUCACAUCUUUGAACAUGUCAGAGCAGGAUUUGCACUUGGGAUUCCUCAGGACGGUUCAUGACUGCGGUGGCUUUGGAGACCAGUCCUCCUAUGAGUUCUUGCACUUGACCCUGCAGUCUUUUUUCACAGCUUUGUUCCUAGUUACUGAAGAGAAAUUGGGUACAAAGGAGUUACUGAAGUUUUUCGCAGAGUGCUCUUCCACUGAGACCGCCCCGUCUACUUGUCUCCCUAUUUCCUGGUUGCGCAAACGCUCUAUAGGAGAAGAUCCUUUCCGAAAUAAAGAACAUUUCCACUUCACCAAUCUUUUCCUCUGUGGUCUGCUCUCCAAAGACAAGGAGAAGCUCAUCAGACAUUUAGUUUCGCCUGCAGCCAUUAAGAGGAAGAGAAAUGCGCUCAUCACAUAUCUCUUAGAAAGCAUGAAAUUUCAAUUGCAAAGCCUGAUACGGGCAAGACAGAAGGGUUAUAAACAGAUUCAGGUCCUGCCCAAUUUUGUUUGGAUGCUGAGGUGCAUUUAUGAGACUCAGAGUGAAAAACUAGCCAAGCUGACUGUCAGGGGCAUGAAGGCCAACUACAUCAAACUCACCUAUUGCAAUGCCUAUUCGUCGGACUGCAGCGCCAUAUCCUUUGUGAUGCAGCACUUUCAGAAGCAUCUGGGUCUGGAUCUAGACAACAAUAAUAUCAAUGACUAUGGAGUAAAACAACUUCUACCUUGUUUUAACAAGCUUGCGGUGAUCAGGCUGAAUGUUAAUCAGAUCACGGAUCAUGGAGUAAGAGUACUAUACGAUGAGCUCUCCAAGUACAAAAUUGUGACUUACCUGGGCUUGUACAACAACCAAAUUACUGAUGUUGGAGCCAAAUACGUUGCAAGACUCAUUGAAGAAUGUUCAAGCCUCACAUAUGUUAAAAUAGGAGCAAACAAGAUAACCACGGAAGGAGGGAAAUGUCUUGCCCUUGCUAUCCAGAAGAGCAAAACGAUGUAUGACAUUGGGAUGUGGGGUAACCAGGUUGGAGAUGAAGGAGCGAAGGCGUUUGCAGAGGCGCUGAGGAAUCACCCCUCCUUAACGAAUGUGAGUCUUGCAUUCAAUGGCAUCACGCCAGAGGGAGGCAAAAGCAUUGCCGAAGCUUUGAAGCACAACAACACCGUGAAAAUAUUUUGGUUGACUAAAAAUGCGAUAGAUGACGAAGCUGCAGAGAAUUUUGCAGAGAUGCUGAGAGUCAACAAGAAGCUAGCGCAUUUAUGGCUUAUCCAGAAUCAGAUUACAGCCAAAGGGGCCAAAUUCCUCAGCGAAGGUCUCCAGGAGAACACAACCAUUAAAGAAAUCUGCUUAAAUGGGAACCCGAUCAACCAGGAAGAGGCCAAAGCCUUUGAAGAGCGGAUUAUUUGCUUUUGAGUGUGUUCUUUCCAGUUUGGCCAAGCUGAGUGUUACAAGUCCUGUUCCAGCACUUGGAGACUGCAGGGUUACCAAGGCAGGGUUACCAAGCUGCACUGGGGACGUCACAGCAUGUAAGAGAGUCUGAUUAACUGGCUUUUUCAGAACACUCUACCCUUCUCCCGCCAGUAAGAUGCCUGUGUUGUUACUCCACCCUUCUGCUGAGUGGGACAGUGCCUUAGAGAACUACAGCAAAUUGUCUAAACACCCUACAAAAGUGCUAUGUCCGCGUAAUCAAACCAAACCAAACCAAACCCCUGGCAGCUCUAUGUACUUUGAUACAUGGAUAUAGAUGUAUUAUGUAAAUAAGUCUCUUUAUAGCUUAUUUAUAUGCACAAUUAAGGGUGCAAGAGCCACAAGCUCACAGCAAUAUCUGCAGUGGACUGAGGAAAAGCUUGUGAGCAUUGGGAGAUCCUGAGUAGAACUGUAAGCCAUCCAUGCCAGGCAUUUUCUGCUGUUGCCUUCAGCACUGAUACUCGUUCCUGCCUGGUACCUGAGGUCUAAUUUUCCCAUCAAAUGUCAAUGGAGGUGUGGGUGCUCAGCAGGGCCGGCUUAAAGCCGAUUCCCCCAAUUCCCCAGAAUCGGGCCCCGCGCCUUAGAUGCCUUAAAAAAAAAUUUUUUUACUCACACUGGCAGCGGUCCACUCUGCCGUGGUCUUCAGCGGCCCCACUUCCCUGGCCAGAGCGCUGGUCGGAGCACGGCAAGCCCCGCGGCCCCGCUUUCCUGCCUGGAGCUCCAGACAGAGCACGGCGGCCCCGUGGCCCCACAACCCCAGCCAAAGCCCCCAGCCCUGCGACCCCGGCCGGAGCGCUGCAAGCCCCACGGCCCCGCUCUCCUGGCUGGAGCCCCGUGGCCCCCCUCUCCUGGCCAGCAAUCCCAAGUGCCACCAAAGACUGGGAGCGCCGCCCGGUGAGUACAAGCCCCAGGAAUCGGGCCCCACACUUGCUAAAGCCAGCCCUGGUGCUCAGCACUCCUGAGAAGCAGGAUCUUGGACUUAAGGCAUUGGUUAUUUUUAAUACUCCUUAGUGGAGCUAAUUCACACAACUUCCCCCAGAUACUCAGCAACACUCCUGACAUUUUGUUAGACUGUAAUUAUAGGGGCUGUCUCAAUACAGACCACACAGUGUUCAGUUUUGGGGGAUUCUGGAGAUAAACUUGAAGAAUUGGCCUCUAGCUUCAGAUACUAGACAAAUUUACACUGGACUUACAAGGUAUACAUUUUUAAUGAGAAUAAUUAGCAAUUGGAGAAUCCACCCCACCCCUGUGUAAAUGGUUCCAUCACUGAUGAUUUUUAAAUCAAGGUUGGAUAGUUUUCUGAAAGAUCUGCUCUAGGAAUUAUGUUACGGGAAGUUUGAGGGCCUCUGUUGUACAAGAGGUCAGACUAGAUCAGGGGUUCUCAAACUGGGGGUUGUGACCCAACUGUCAGCCUCAACCCCCAAACUGUGCUUCACCUCCAGCAUUUAGAAUAGUGUGAAAUAUAUAAAAAAAAGUUUUUAAUUUAUAAGGUGGCAGGGGGGGAUGUCGCACUCCAAGGCUUGCUGUGUGAAAGGGGGCACCGGUACACCAGUUUGAGAACCCCUGGACUAGGUGAUCACAAUGGUCCCUUCGGGUCUUGGACUCUGACAGGCUGCUGCUGGCAACACACCAACAGCAAAGAGCUAGCUGCAGCAUGGAGAAAGUAGAACUGAAAAACUAACUGAGUUGAGCAGAAAUCUCUUUCCCAACAACAGGGAAGUGCUAAAAACUGUUAGCGAACGUAAGACGUCCCUGCCAGUCCUACCUGAAUUAAUAGAAACAUUGAGAGUGGUGGUAGGAGAUGGAGGGAGAUUGGAAUGACAAGCCACAAUCGUGAGCUAGACAAGUGAGAAGCAAAAUGAUUUUCAGUAGGAACUAGUGAUUUUGGGAGCCCAACCUGAGAUGCCUUAAAAAAGCCUGAUUCUCAGAGGGCAGGUGUGCAGUACUUUAAAAAGGACCUGAUUUUCAUAAUGCAUCUCAAGCAUUGAAGCACCCAAAGUAUUUGACUAAGCUUUUGCAUGGUGUCUAUGUUCCUUAAUUUUCCUUUAGUUAAAUACAUUUUCAUUCAUAGAUAGAUUUAAAAAAAACAAACCCAAAAAACUCAAAAUACGUGGGUGUGUGUGCGCUUGCUGGAUUCUCCAUUUACUAACUUGCCCACUGAGCUGGGUGGGAUGAAGGAACAAAGGAAGCUGUGGCGUAGGUUCUAGUAAAAACAAUCUUAGAUCUCCACAAAGUAAAAAUAGUUAAAUGGUUUUCUUUCUAUUUUAAAUCCACACCCACCUCUUUUUGGUAGUAGCACCCUCUUCUUUCCCACCCCCAUUUAUUCCCUUUUCCCCUAAAACACACUUUCAAACAUUGUAAAGAAAAAUAUUAGUAUUUGUUAUUUUCAGUGGGCUUUUCUCACUAGCUGUUAUGUCAGUGAUGUGGCUCUCCUCCCACUGAGGUGAAGUGACAUUUCCAUGUCUUCCUAGAUAAAUCAGCUAACUGGAAUGAUUCAUGCAUCUGGGCCACUGGCUACUGAAGCAGAGAGGUGCACAGUUAGACAUGCAGUAUAUUUUAACUGUAAAAACAUCUGCCAACACAAAAUAGUUUAAAAAAUCCUGUUAAAGGCUAUUUUUAGG